Durotheca rogersii is the source of this 1343-nucleotide messenger RNA. RefSeq lists its product as uncharacterized. Lineage: Eukaryota; Fungi; Ascomycota; Sordariomycetes; Xylariales; Xylariaceae. Bases 144 to 800 code for a protein of 218 amino acids. The transcript is spliced from 2 exons. The record is from RefSeq and is a predicted model, not a curated record.
AGUAAGACAUACAUCUGCGUGCUACGACAGAGACUACCUACCUACUACACAGGGUCCUGAGACAAGUGAAGCAGCACCGAAAUGAACUGCAGCCAUCAUCGUCAUCACCGACGGCCGCCUAUAACCCAACCCAGCCAAUUGUCAUGUACACCUACGUGCCUAUGCACGCCCCGACGUCACUCAUCUCUCUCCCUCCUCACUACCCGACGAUUACCGCCCACCCGUCUCUUCCAACAAAUACCCUCACCCCCCCUUCAACACGCCCACGCACCCAGCCGACGACCCCAGACCCCGGCUAUACUAAGCCUCAUUUCUCUCGCUCUCCCGCCCUCUUCCUUCCCCCCCCCUCCCCUUCCCCUCCCCUACACCAAGCACACCUACGUCACCUCCCCCCUCCCCUACCUAGGCCCUUACCCUGUUUUCCUCGCGCCAUGACGUCCGCCGGCGGCGGCACAACAACAACCACACCAGCCCUCGCAGGCUGCGCAGAGACCAACCGCCUGCGCGCGCCCUGCCGGCGGUCUGUCUGCGGCGGCCGGGGCGCACCGGUCUGCGACGUGUCUCGCAUUCCCCGCGCGCAGGUCGGCGCCGGGAACCCCCCCCCUCCCCCCUCUCCGGGCGCCACGCGUGCACGUACCUACCUGCCUGCCCCUCGCGUCCCGUUGCCCUGUGCCGCGAGAGCGAGAGCGAGAGCGAGAGACAUCGGCAUCUACUGCCUUCCGCGCACGCACAGGUGCGCAGGCAAGGCGCGCUCGCGGCUACGGUCGGUCCAACUACGCAUGGCUCCCAGGGGAAUGUAGGAAGGUGUCUGUCUCGUCGGCGUCGCGAGCAGCCUACAUCCUGGGCGCCCACCGGCAGGUACACGCCGCGCCGCCUUCGUUUUUUUUUUUUUUUUCGUCCGCGGCCCCUGUGUCUCCGUCCGGCUUCCCCCACCUGGCAGCUCCGCAUCGAGGUAGGGUCGGGCCCGUACCGGACCCGGGUCCGAUUCGUCGGCUAGCUCAACCCAACCCAACCCCGCUUCUCUCUCAUCCCUCCGUAAGCGACCCCGGUAGAGACAAUAAUCUUUCGGCUGGAAAAAAGAGGAAAAAAAAGAUAGGUAUUGUCACGGAGCUUUGCCGCUCUAAGCAACGGAUUGUCGGGUAGGCUGCGCGCAGGGGGAGCGAGGGAGUGUAAGUGAGAAAAAGUCAUAUUUGGCCGACUUGGGUAGGUAGCUAGGAAGGAAAGACAAGAAAGAGUGCGAAGCUAGUCUAUAUAUAUACAUAUAUAUAUAUGUGUGUGUGUGUGUGUGUGUGCUCAACCGGCUUGGGUGAGCUAGGUUGCACUCAAUGUAGGUGUAGUAGCUC